GUUGAUAAAUGUAAGCUUUCGGGGGAGGCAGGAAACAGAACACUGUUGUUGGCUUCUGCUACUUUCUCUCCUCACUUUCCCUGUAUUUGUAUUUUUUUUUCCUUUAUGUUCUUGAUUUCAGUGCUUUGAAGGGGAAAAAAGGGUGAUCAGUGAUCUAGAUUCAGACCCAGAAACCUGAGUGAGGAACAAGCAAGUUUGAGUUUAAGCAAAGUUUAGAAAGGUCAAGUAAUCGGGCAAUAUCCUAAGAGGCAUUUUGUCAAACACUUCAGUGAAGAAAAAGCAACUUUGGUGUUCAAGGAAAGUUAAGGAGAUCAAGUACUGAAGCAAACAUUCAUUUGGGCCACUUUUGAAGGAAUUCAGGCAUCUUCUUCAGAAGACAUGAGCAGUAGUCUUUUGUACACUCCUAGUUUCAAGUACCCAGAUGGGGAUUUUCAGAAAAACCAAGACUUCAUGGAAUUAAAUCACCAGCACCAUGUUCAUCAUCAUAGUAAUGAUCAUAAUCAUCACCAGAAACAACAAAUCCACAAUCAGAAUUCUGGUCAAAUGCGAUUUCGCUCUGCACCAAGCUCUUUCCUUGAGAACCUUGUCAAUGGCAGCAAUAGCGGUGGUGUUGGCGAGGAUUAUCAAUGUUUUCAAUCUUCAAGCCCUGAAAUAGACACCAUUUUGACAAGAUUCAUGAAUGGUUCGGGUGUGUCGAGCACUCACGAUUUUCGUGAAUAUGGGGAGAGAUCAAUGAAGCAAGAAAUGCCGGAUUCUCCAAAGAAUCAGAAUGGUUUCUCAAAUGGAAGUUCAGAGAUGGUUUAUCAGAGUUUACCAGUUCAGAACUUGGGAAAUGAGACAAAAAUGGAUUGCUCAUUUGGUGUCAGGAAUUCUAUGAUGGAAAACUCUAUGCAACCAAAGAUGGGUAGUGGAAGUGGCAACAACCUUCUUAGGCAGAAUAGCUCACCAGCUGGACUUUUCUCCAAUCCAGGAGCUGACAAUGGUUUUUCCAUGGCUAAAGAUCUGAGAAAUUUCGGAGCAUCUGGUAGCAUAAAAGGAGAAGUCUGUUCAAUGACUAGUAAGCUGAACAAUCCUAUGAACUUUGCAUCUGGGGCAUCAUCUUCACGCUUGAGACUUAUGCCUCAAAUUGCGGAAACUGGGGAUGAGUGCAUAGGUGCAAGUAGCCCUGAGAAUGAAAGUUUGGGGAAUUCCAGAACUACACAUGGCCAUCUCAACUUUGCAAAUGAUACUUGGGAAGAUAGUUCCUUUAAUAGCAUGAAAAGAGUCAGAGAAAGUGAUGGAAACAUUUUCUCUGGUUUAAAUCCUUUCCAAAGUCAGACUACUAAAUCCUUAAAUGGCACCCUUGGCUUGACUCACCAUUUAAGCUUGCCUAAGACUUCUGCUGAGAUGGCUGCUAUGGAGAAGUUUCUGCAAUUUCAAGGCACCGUUCCUUGUAAAAUUCGAGCCAAGAGAGGUUGCGCCACUCACCCAAGAAGCAUCGCAGAAAGGAUGAGAAGAACCAGAAUCAGUGAAAGAAUGAGAAAACUGCAAGAGCUCUUCCCAGAAAUGGACAAGCAAACGAACACCGCGGAUAUGUUAGAUUUGGCGGUUCAGUACAUAAAAGAUCUCCAGAAACAGGUCAAGGCGCUCACGGAUACGAAAGCCAAGUGCACAUGUUUAAGUAAGCAGAUGCAAUAUUCAAAUGCUUCAGUUUGAUUUUGUCUGUGUACAGAUAGUGAGAGGCAGAUUGGGAAGAAGAAAAAAAAGGAAACAUAAAGCAAAACCAACUGAACAUGUGAAGAAGUUUAGGAUUGUAGGGGACUGUGUGCUGUAGAAUGUUGUAUUGCUUUUACACCUUUUAUUGUGAGAUCUAAAAUGUAGUAAAGGCUAAUGCCUUUUUGUGUAAUAUCAUUGAGAAAUAAUGUAAGAAGCAAAGGCUUUUUCCUCCCUCUAA
This is a messenger RNA of Tripterygium wilfordii, 1933 nucleotides long. RefSeq names its product transcription factor bHLH130-like. NCBI's taxonomy places the organism in Eukaryota, Viridiplantae, Streptophyta, Magnoliopsida, Celastrales, Celastraceae. Gene Ontology annotation, biological process: regulation of transcription by RNA polymerase II. The record is from RefSeq and is a predicted model, not a curated record. Bases 379 to 1695 code for a protein of 438 amino acids. Gene Ontology annotation, molecular function: DNA-binding transcription factor activity, RNA polymerase II-specific; protein dimerization activity; RNA polymerase II cis-regulatory region sequence-specific DNA binding. Gene Ontology annotation, cellular component: nucleus. The transcript is spliced from 9 exons.